AAGAUAAUGAAGAUAAUAAAGAUAAUGUUAUAGAUAAUGAUGAAAAUUUAAUAGAUGAAAAUGAUGAAGAAUUUGAAAAUGAAAGUAUUAAUCAAUUAGAUAUUGAAAAUAAGUUUGAUGAAUGUCUUCAAGGUUGA
Molecule: messenger RNA, 137 nt
Organism: Diversispora eburnea
Lineage: Eukaryota; Fungi; Glomeromycota; Glomeromycetes; Diversisporales; Diversisporaceae
Source: the annotation of a GenBank genome assembly